Molecule: messenger RNA, 1062 nt
Organism: Salvia hispanica
Lineage: Eukaryota; Viridiplantae; Streptophyta; Magnoliopsida; Lamiales; Lamiaceae
Product: putative xyloglucan endotransglucosylase/hydrolase protein 33
Biological process (GO): xyloglucan metabolic process; cell wall biogenesis
Cellular component (GO): apoplast; cell wall
Molecular function (GO): xyloglucan:xyloglucosyl transferase activity; hydrolase activity, hydrolyzing O-glycosyl compounds
Source: RefSeq, a predicted model, not a curated record
UCACUAGCAUGGCAAUGUUUCAUCUUAAGCUAUGCUUCUCAGCUCUCAUCCUUUUCUGUUUGACUGCUGACGUCUGCUCUCGUGGCCCCGUCUACAAACCGCCAAGUGUCGAACGCCUAACGGACAGAUUCAGUAAAUCCACGGUCGACAAAAGCUACGAUGUUGCCUUCGGAGCCUCCAAUAUUCAUGUCACGAAUAAUGGGACCACCGCUGCUCUAACUUUAGACAAAUCCUCAGGAUCAGGAUUGGUGUCGAAAAAUAAAUACUACUAUGGAUUUUUCAAUGCUGCAAUGAAAUUGCCCGCCGGUUUUACAUCUGGAGUUGUGGUGGCAUUUUAUCUAUCAAAUGCGAAUCUUUUCCCACACAACCACGACGAGAUCGACAUCGAGCUGCUCGGGCAUGAAAAACGAAGGGAUUGGGUUCUACAAACAAACAUCUAUGGCAAUGGAAGUGUAAGAAAUGGAAGAGAAGAGAAAUUUUACUUAUGGUUUGAUCCUACUCAAGAUUUCCACGACUAUACCAUUUUAUGGAACAACCACCACAUACUGUUUUUAGUGGACAACGUGCCUGUGAGGCAAGUGGCCCACACCCCUGCCAUUGGGUCGGUCUACCCCUCCAAGCCGAUGUCGGUCUACACGACAAUUUGGGACGGCUCAGAGUGGGCGACACAUGGCGGGAAGUAUGCAGUCGACUACAAGUACGCGCCAUUUGUCACAACGAUGCGAGGUAUCGAGAUGGAGGGGUGUGUUUCCAAUAAUCCGUCACCGUGUUUGAAAAGUGGCAUUUCGAGCUUGGAUCCGGUCGAGGGGGAGCCGUUUUCACAGUUGUCGAGACAGCAAUCAGGUGCGAUGGCGUGGGCGAGGAGGAAGCAUAUGUUUUACUCAUAUUGCCAAGAUAAGAUUAGGUAUAAGGUCUUGCCUCCGGAAUGCAAUGCCAAUUAGUAUGUGGUUUUACUUUUAUAUUCUUUGCUCUACAUUUGUAGAGAUAAUGUGUUUUAAAUGUACUGUAUUGUUUAUGGAUCAAUUCCAUCAUUUAUCAAUAAAUUGAAUUUAUAUUAUCUAA